CUUUUCCUUCUAUCUACAUUAUCUCUCUCCUCUGCAUCAGCAGCAAAUCUGAAUUAUCCCGGCUAUGGCAUAGGAACUUGGAAUACUUCUUACGCCAUAUCCGCAGACACCCACCCGAACGCUACGAAAUCCGUUCCCUUCAGCAUCGGCGCUCAAAACUACACUCUCCAAGUCAAUGUCGCCGAACUUUUCCCUUCAAACCUCGAUAGCAAUGCCAGCAUACAAAACCCAAGUGUGGCAGCUUCAUUCUACAAUCUACUCUGGAGCGGCACCUCCACAUUAAACGAAACUCUGCAGAAUACAUGGGGGUUGGGAAAGAAUGAUCUAUGUCUUGUACUUCCCUUGGGGUUAUUCACCAGCAAAGCCACCAAUGGGUGUAAAGAAACAGAUCAAGGGGAUUGCAGUAAUGCUUUGGGGAGCAAAUGUAUGAAAGAUUUGGCUGGGAUCAAGAGUCAGGUUUUGACUGGGGGAUGUACGGGAAGAUGGAUGCCUGAGAGUUGUGCGGAUAGGUUUGGGGAUGGAGGUGUGGGGAGUGGAGGUGUUAAUUACGCUUCAGUGGAUAACGAUACCGCUGGUUCUCUGGAUCAGAGAUCUCCUCUUGAGAUUGCGUAUUAUCGAUCUGGCAUACAUGAAAAAGGAGAUAUGACAUCCUAUGACCGCGAGAUCGAGCGUCUUCACGUCAUCUUCCUCUCUGGCACUGGAUGGGGAGUAACUCCAGUAUGCACUCGUGUCAACACCACUCGGGUCAAGAAGAACAAUGAUGCGGUGUUCAGCGCGGCACCAGAGAGCUCGAGAAGAAACUUGUAUCUUUCAGCGGCGUUGGCUUUGGUUGUUACUGCAUUCAUGCUCUGA
This is a messenger RNA of Aureobasidium pullulans EXF-150, 852 nucleotides long. RefSeq lists its product as uncharacterized. Lineage: Eukaryota; Fungi; Ascomycota; Dothideomycetes; Dothideales; Saccotheciaceae. The transcript has 2 exons. The record is from RefSeq and is a predicted model, not a curated record. The coding region runs from base 427 to 852 and encodes 141 amino acids.